Messenger RNA from Ambispora leptoticha, 969 nucleotides. Lineage: Eukaryota; Fungi; Glomeromycota; Glomeromycetes; Archaeosporales; Ambisporaceae. The record is from the annotation of a GenBank genome assembly.
UUCAAAAUUACGAAUUCUUUGUUAUCGCGUCCACAAGUCCUCAUCGAUCCUAUAUUAAUACCUAAACCAAAAUUUUCAAAUCAUAAUCGAUAUAAUACAACUAAAACUAAAUCAUCAGCUUCUGCUAUCGUUUAUAAACUUAAUCAUCCACGAAGAAAAGUCCCACCUGCACCACCGACACCAUCUGCUGAAGAAGCUGUCACCAAUAUUCUCUAUAAUACUCCUCCGCCAUCACAUAUACCAGUAAAAAGACACAUUUUAAAUUGUUUAGUGCAGAAUGAACCUGGAGUUUUGAGUCGUGUGAGUGGAAUUCUAGCCGCUCGCGGAUUCAAUAUCGAUUCUUUGGUCGUGGCGAGUACGGAAGUAGCCGAUUUAAGUAGAAUGACUGUUGUUUUACGAGGACAAGACGAUGUAAUCGAACAAGCUAGAAGACAAUUGGAAGAUUUGGUACCUGUUUGGGCCGUUUUGGACUAUACAAAGACAACUAUAGUAGAACGUGAAUUAUUAUUGGUAAAAGUUUCAAUUCUGGGACCAGAAUAUUUACAUGAACAAUUGGCAGCUUUAAAGCACGAAAUUUAUAAUGAUGAAUUUUUGCCAGAAGCUGAUUUGGAAAUAACAGAGGAUAACGUACCUAAUUUAAUUAAGAAGAAGUUUGACGAAUCUCUUUCUCCCUCGGCAGCUUUAAGGCAAAAAAAUUCACAUCUACAUGCUCUUAACGAUUUAGCAAAAUUAUUUGGUGGAAAACUAGUGGAUGUUUCCAGUCAUAGCAUAGUUAUAGAAUUAUCAGCUAAACCAAUAAGAAUAGAUGCUUUUCUAAAAUUAGUGAAACCAUUUGGUAUACUGGAAGCAGCCAGAAGUGGUAUGAUGGCAUUACCACGUACUCCAAUUCAUGAUCGAUCAGAACCAGAAGAUUUAUUAGAAGAUGAGGAGGAUGAAGGUGUAGAUGCUACUAUGUUACCUCCUGGUUAA